AUGACUGGUACCGACAAUACUUCGAAGAACCCCGCCCGAGUUGCUGCUGGCUUGAAGAGCACCCUCGCUCGCGACAACGUCUCUGACGAGGCAAAGGUGAACGCGCAGGAGCGACUGAUGGAAAUGGGAUAUACUGAAGAUGUCGCUGCAUACCAACAUGACGAGGAAUUGCAUCAAACCCGCGUCCAAGCUGGCUACAAAGCCGCGUUGUCGAAUCCUAAAGUGUCGGAGGAGGCCAAGGAGAAUGCCCGUCAGCAUCUGGAGGAGAGCGAAUUGAACUAA
Messenger RNA from Mycena indigotica, 282 nucleotides. RefSeq lists its product as uncharacterized. The transcript has 3 exons. Gene Ontology annotation, cellular component: cytoplasm. Bases 1 to 282 code for a protein of 93 amino acids. NCBI's taxonomy places the organism in Eukaryota, Fungi, Basidiomycota, Agaricomycetes, Agaricales, Mycenaceae. The record is from RefSeq and is a predicted model, not a curated record.